Molecule: messenger RNA, 2303 nt
Organism: Pararge aegeria (speckled wood butterfly)
Lineage: Eukaryota; Metazoa; Arthropoda; Insecta; Lepidoptera; Nymphalidae
Product: guanylate kinase
Exons: 5
Coding region: 224-835 (203 amino acids)
Biological process (GO): purine nucleotide metabolic process
Cellular component (GO): cytosol
Molecular function (GO): GMP kinase activity; ATP hydrolysis activity
Source: RefSeq, a predicted model, not a curated record
AUAGUUUCCGUAUCUUUAUUUCCUGUGGUCUAUUAAAAAUUCCGCAGGCAGCCGUGCAAUUAUUUUUCUGCUGUGCAGUGAAUUAAUUUUUCAAAAUAUUUACUAUUUUCUUCUUCAAUUUUGAAUACGGCAUUGAAUUGUAUUUAUUCAUUAAUUUAGUAAUAUAGUGCUAAUAGUUUUAUAAUAUAAUCCAGUCACGUAUUUCUUCAAAGCUUUUGUCACAAUGGUGCAGAAAGGUCCCCGUCCUUUGGUGUUGUGCGGACCUUCGGGUUCUGGGAAAAGCACGUUGUUGAAGCGUCUUCUCAAAGAGUUUCCGGAUAAAUUCGGUUUCAGCGUGUCUCACACAACCAGAGGUCCUCGCCCCGGAGAAAAGGACGGUGUUCAUUAUCACUUCACUACCAAAGACGAUAUGGUAGCUGCUAUUGAAAAAGGUGAAUUUAUAGAGACUGCAACCUUCAGUGGAAACAUGUAUGGAACCAGUAAACGUGCAGUGGAAGAUGUCCGUUGUACAGGCAAAAUCUGCAUACUAGACAUUGAGAUAGAAGGUGUGAAACAGAUCAAACGCACAGACUUAGAUCCACUGCUUGUGUUUGUGAUGCCACCUUCUAUUGGGGAGCUAGAGAGGCGUUUGCGCGGACGAAACACUGAAGAUGAAGAUGCAUUAAAGAAAAGACUUGACACCGCAAGUCGAGAAAUUUUAUAUGGUCAGGAACCUGAUAACUUUCACAUUGUCAUAGUGAAUGACAAGUUAAGUAAAGCUUACUCUGAACUACGGGAUUUCAUUUCUCAGAAUAUGGUGGAGAAGAAAUCAGAACCAGAUGCAACACAGGAGUGAACAGCAUGCAAAAUUGCUACUAAUAUACCAGAAAGCUUGUUACCUUUGUUUUUAUUUUGUCUUGUUCUCUUGUGUACAUUACUUGGUGCAAUUGAUAACAUAGUGAAAGUAUUUUUUUUGAUAACCUGAUUAAAUUUCAAGUUAUCAAAAACCAUAAGGAGCCAAAACGAAUAUUAUAUUAGAAGUUAAUUUAUUUUAUAAAUAUUAUUUCGCGUAGAUACUCAGAUGUUAUUUUAUAAAAGUUAUAAAUGAUAACCCGUAAUUUAUUAAUUAAACAUUUAUAAGUAAAUAUGUCGUUAAACCAUAACGACAUAUUUACUAUUAUAUUACAGUAUGAACUAUUUGUAAAAUCUUACAUACUGUUUUGCUGUGCUGAUGAAAAAGGCGACUUUUUCUUAAACUGAGUUUAGACUUGUUCUGCAUCUGCAAAUGGAGCUCUACCUACGUCUUACUAAUUUGAUUCUAUGUAAGAAAAUAAAAGUCACCUUUUCCUUUUAAGCCAGUGUUUUAAUUACAGAGUCUCUUUGGUAUUUUUGUUAGAACUAUUUUUCUCAGAUACAUUGGCCAUCUUCAUGAAUAACGACUGUUUUUAAAAACAUCAAGUAUUUCUUGAUUUAUUCAGAUAAUUGAAUAACAUUUGCAUGUAAAUAUUUGGAUUAUCUUCGAUGAGUGUUUUUGUUUCGUGUCAUCAAAUAUUUAAUUUAUGAUCGAGUAGUAGUAUUACGUAGGAAUAGCGAAGUGGCAUUUCAAUUAAAUAUCGAAAAUGAUCGAUUUAUUAUCAAUUUGUAAUAUUAAUAAACUUGUGGAAUACUUAUUAACAGUGCAUAAAUAUGAUUGUUAUUUAAAAAAAGGAUCAAUUCAUGUUUUGAUACAUAUACUAUAUGACAUAACUUAAAAAAAAAGAUCAUUUCAUUAGGUCAACACACUAAAUAAUAUCUAAUUAAAUUAUAUAAAGAUGAAAUAUAUUAAAUAUUUUUACCAUUCCAUUAUUAUAGUUGAGUAAAAUUAUAUAAUAGAAAUCCAUAGGUUGAAUGUUUAUUAAAUCUUAAAAAUAUACCUCUAAUAAUUGCUAGAUAUACACAAAAAAUACAUUAAAUACGUACCUAUUAUAUAUGCAACACAUAACAUUUUCUUGGUGGUAUAUUAAAUAUACAAAUGUUCCUAUCUAAAAGUGCCCCAAUUCCCAAAAAUACAAACAAUAAGUAUUAUUGUGUAAAAAUAUAUCAGACGAGGCACACUUAUUUCUUCGUUUAAAAAAAAUAAUAAUUACACGGAUCCUUCGAUUACUACUUUUUAUUAGUGAUCGAAGCAUCGACCCCACCAAUUAGCUGUAGCGAAUUCCAUUCCAUUGCAAACUGUCGCUAGACCCAAACUUCCGACUUCCAACUUCUGUACUUUAUUUAUGGUGACAAAUAAUUUUCAAAAAAAAUUAACUUAGUAUUUCCUGUGGCAAUAUAAAAAAAAAAAA